Ascochyta rabiei is the source of this 2199-nucleotide messenger RNA. RefSeq names its product Putative flavin carrier protein 3. Gene Ontology annotation, biological process: fungal-type cell wall biogenesis; transmembrane transport. The transcript has a single exon. The record is from RefSeq and is a predicted model, not a curated record. NCBI's taxonomy places the organism in Eukaryota, Fungi, Ascomycota, Dothideomycetes, Pleosporales, Didymellaceae. Bases 1 to 2199 code for a protein of 732 amino acids.
AUGCGUCUAUCGCUCUCCAAGUCGCUGCUUGCCCUGGCGGCGACCGCCCUGCCCUUGGUCGCCGCCGACGAUGAGCGCCGCAUCGAGUCCAGGUCGCUCAACCCCUGCAUGUCCAACUCCAGCUUCUCCGCCACGCUCUUCCAGGUGACCUUCACGCCCGCCAACCGAAGUCUCGCCUUCAACAUCGAAGGCAUCUCCAACAUCGCCGGCAAGGUCGAGGCUGAUCUGCAGCUGCUCGUCUACGGCUAUGUCGCCCUGGACGAAGUGCUCGAUCCCUGCGGCAACGACGAUCUGUCCGGCAUGUGUCCCAUGAACAGCGGCCCUCUCACCAUAAAGUCCAACCUGGACAUUAGCCAGGACAUCAUGGGCUCCAUUCCCGGUAUCGCGUACACCGUCCCCGACCUGGACGCCGUUGUCCGCAUCAAGAUCAGAGACCUGGACACAAAGGUUCAGCUUGCCUGCGUCGAGGCCGAGCUUUCCAACGGACACUCGGUCGAGCAGAAGGCGGUCGCCUGGACAACCGCUGUCAUCGCCGGCCUCGGUCUUGUCGCCUCUGCCGUCACCUCCGGACUGGGACACUCCAACACGGCCGCUCACGUUGCCGCCAAUGCCAUGUCGCUGUUUGGUUACAUGCAGGCCCAGGCCUUCAUUGGCAUGACCGCCGUGCCUCUGCCUCCCAUCGUCGCUGCCUGGACCCAGAACUUCCAGUGGUCCAUGGGUAUCAUCCGUGUCGACUUCCUCCAGAAGAUGGCUACCUGGUACCAGCGCGCGACAGGAGGUACCCCUACCACCUACUUGUCUCAGCUGGCCUACAUCUCUGUCGAGGUCCAGAAGCACAAGAAGGCGAAGCGUGCCAUGGAGGGGAUCAAGUUCGCUACACGCGCUGUCCAGCGUCUCAUGAACCGCAGUAAUUCCGCCGCCACCGAAGCCCAGGCUGGUGGCCAGCGUCUUGUCUUGCACGGCAUUGAACGCGUUGGCUUCAAGGCUCGCAUUGAGACGACCAACAUCUUCUUCACUGGAUACACCUUCUUCAUGAUCUUCGUUCUCUUCACCAUCAUUGGUGUCGUCGCCUUCAAGUUCAUCUGCGAGGGCCUGACCAAGGCGGGCAGGAUGAAGGGUGACAAAUUCAUCGACUUCCGCAACGGCUGGCGCACUGUGCUCAAGGGCAUCUUGUUCCGUGUCGUGCUGAUCGGCUUCCCUCAGAUGAUGAUGUUGGGCCUGUGGGAGCUCACUCGGCGCGACUCGGCGGGAGAGGUCGUCCUGGCUAUCCUCACCAUGAUCACCAUGAUUGGUGUUCUUGGUUGGGCCUCCUCCAAGGUCGUUCGCAUCGCGCAGCGCUCCAUCGCAAUGCACAAGAACCCCGCCUACAUUCUUUACUCGGAUCCCGUCGCUCUCAACAAGUGGGGUUUCUUGUAUGUCCAGUUCAAGGCUGCCGCGUACUGGUUCAUCAUCCCGUGGCUCACCUACCUCUUCAUCAAGGCCAUGUUCGUCGGUCUUUCUCAGUCCAGCGGGACCGUCCAGGCUAUCGCACUGGUCAUCAUCGAGGCCGCCCUGCUCAUCGGCGUCUCUGUCCUUCGCCCAUGGAUGGACAAGAAGACCAACGGUUUCAACAUUGCCAUUGCCGCUGUCAACUUCUUGAGCGCCAUCUUUUUGCUGAUGUUCACAGAGGUCUUCAACCAGCCAGGCAUAGUGACCGGAGUCAUGGGCGUCAUCUUCUUCGUCUUCAACGCUGCCUUCUCUCUCAUUCUACUCAUCAUGCUCCUCGUUUCUUCCGGAUUUGCCCUUUUCUCCAAGAACCCCGACACACGCUACCAGCCUAUGCGCGAUGAUCGCGGUUCGUUCAUCAAGUCCCAAACCCAAUUGACAACCGAGCUCGAUGCCCUGGGUGCGACUGCACGUGGAGAGGGCAAGGGUACACAUUCCCGAAGCCGCAUCGAUGAUGAUGACGACUACUCUUCUGAGGAGCAGCGCCAACUCGCUGCCAAGGAAGGCGGCUUCAACGAGCACUACCAACCCGCACCUCCCCGCAGCCCUGCUAGCACCACUCAUACACAACACGCACCGCCCUCGUUCUAUGAUCGCAGCAACGCCAGCCCAGCCCCCUCGUACGGGCAGGAGGGCAGCGUGCGAAGCGACGUGCAACAGCGAGCGGCCAACAACUCUAGCCCAUGGCAACGAGGUGCUGGCUACGACCAUUGA